AGCGCGCGCGGCGGAGGAGGGCUCCCGGAGGCCGCGGAACAGCGACCGCCGCCAUAUUAAGGAUCGCGGAGGCCGGGGUCCCGUCCGCGGCGGCCGCGGCCGGACCAGUGGAGCUGCGGGCGGCUGAGAGCGGUGCGGCGCGGCGCCGGGAGAGGCGGGGUCGGCGCAGCCAGCGGGCGACCGGAGCGAGCCAGAACAUUCUCCGGCUGCCUCCUCUCUUCUCACUCGUCUACCGAGAAGUCUUCUGCGGAGUUGAGCACAGUGGGAAGUGGGUGUGAGCUCUGCCACGUGGUGCUGUUGAGCCCCGCCCGCUGUGCACACAGGCCAGCAGGGCUGACCUCGGCCGGCGGGCUGGGCCUGCCCUGUGUCACCAUGGACCAGGACUAUGAGCGGCGUCUCCUCCGGCAGAUCGUCGUUCAGAAUGAGAACACCAUGCCUGGCGUCGCGGAGAUGCGGCGAACCCUGACGCCGGCCAACUCGCCCGUGUCCUCUCCCAGCAAACACGGGGACCGCUUCAUCCCCUCCAGGGCCGGUGCCAACUGGAGCGUGAAUUUCCACAGGAUCAAUGAGAACGAGAAGUCCCCCAGCCAAAACCGGAAAGCCAAGGAUGCCACCUCCGACAACGGCAAAGACGGCCUGGCCUACUCUGCCUUGCUGAAGAACGAGCUGCUGGGAGCCGGCAUCGAGAAGGUCCAGGACCCGCAGACGGAGGACCGCAGGCUGCAGCCUUCCACGCCUGAGAAGAAGGGCCUGUUCACGUAUUCCCUCAGCACCAAGCGCGCCAGCCCUGACGAUGGCAAUGACGUGUCUCCCUACUCCUUGUCCCCGGUCAGCAACAAGAGUCAAAAGCUGUUGCGGUCACCACGGAAACCCACCCGCAAGAUCUCCAAGAUCCCCUUCAAGGUCCUGGACGCCCCGGAGCUGCAGGACGACUUCUACCUGAACCUGGUGGACUGGUCGUCCCUCAACGUGCUCAGCGUGGGGCUGGGCACCUGCGUGUACCUGUGGAGCGCCUGCACCAGCCAGGUGACCCGGCUCUGUGACCUCUCCGUGGAAGGGGACUCGGUGACAUCUGUGGGCUGGUCUGAACGGGGGAACCUGGUGGCCGUCGGCACGCACAAGGGCUUCGUGCAGAUCUGGGACGCGGCUGCGGGAAAGAAGCUGUCCAUGCUGGAGGGCCACACGGCCCGCGUCGGGGCGCUGGCCUGGAACGCCGACCAGCUGUCGUCCGGGAGCCGCGACCGCAUGAUCCUGCAGAGGGACAUCCGGACGCCGCCCCUGCAGGCCGAGCGGCGGCUACAGGGCCACCGGCAGGAGGUGUGUGGACUUAAGUGGUCCACGGACCACCAGCUCCUCGCCUCAGGAGGCAACGACAACAAGCUGCUGGUCUGGAACCACUCGAGCCUGAGCCCCGUGCAGCAGUACACGGAGCACCUGGCGGCCGUGAAGGCCAUCGCCUGGUCCCCGCACCAGCACGGGCUUCUGGCGUCCGGCGGCGGCACGGCCGACCGCUGCAUCCGCUUCUGGAACACGCUCACCGGGCAGCCGCUGCAGUGCAUCGACACGGGCUCGCAGGUGUGCAACCUGGCCUGGUCCAAGCACGCCAACGAGCUGGUGAGCACGCACGGCUACUCACAGAACCAGAUCCUGGUCUGGAAGUACCCGUCCCUGACGCAGGUGGCGAAGCUGACCGGGCACUCCUACAGGGUCCUGUACCUGGCCAUGUCCCCUGACGGAGAGGCCAUAGUCACUGGUGCUGGGGACGAAACCCUGCGGUUCUGGAACGUCUUUAGCAAAACCCGUUCGACAAAGGUAAAGUGGGAGUCUGUGUCAGUCCUCAACCUCUUCACCAGGAUUCGGUAAAGUCUCGGGCCUCACCGUCCGUGUCGGCAGAGUCCCACCUCUCGUCAGCGUGCAUGGACCCUCCCCUCCCCAGCACACAGUCCCCAGAGGACGCAGCCGGGGCGGGCGGGGAGUCGGGCCUGGAGGACCCCGAAGAUUCUCAUUAAAGCCUGAUUGCGAACCCUGGCAGCCGGUGUUUGGGGCGGGGACGUGGCCGGGCCCCAGCAGGAGAGGGGGCCCCGGCGGGGACCCAUCUGUUGGGCUGUUCUGCUGGGAGCACGACGGACGCCUCCUGGGACCCAGCCUGCUUCCGUCUCCGUCCGCCGCGGCAUCGCCGGGGCUCGUGCUCCUCCGAGAAGUACGUGCUCACCGCCGCCAUCGCCACUCACGCCUGCAGGACAGACGGCGGGACGCCAGGCCGGUCAGCUGGGGCCGGGCGGACGGCUGGGGUUGGCCCACGGAGCAGAGGGACAGACAUCUGACGGGUUUCUCUGCGGCCAGCACGGCUGCCCUUGCCCCGGCGUCCGUGCCGCUGACUUCUCUCGGGGACAUGGCGCCACAUCUGGAGUGGGCCCCGGGCAGUGUCCGGGCCGAAGGCGGUCAUCAGGAGCCGGACUUGUUGUCUGAGGAGAACGAGUCGGGUCCGCUUGCUGCGUACCUUGUGCGUACCCUGAUCCCGCGCUGUCCUUGUUGCUGACGGGGUCACGGCCUGUUUCAUCCCCAAGCCAGACUCGGGCGCUUGUGGCCUGCUGGGCGGCCGGUCAGGGUGACCCAAGGGCAGACUCGACCCCAGAGGCUGUGUCCUCUGGGCAUCUGGCUCCUGCUCCGCAGCCCAUUCCCCUUCUCCCAGGCCACCCCAUCGAGUCCUGUCCGUCUGUGCCAUUGGCUGUGGGGCAGCCAGGGAGGAUGUACCCAUAGGUCCUUCCAGAAACUUCCUGAGCCUCCCCCAGCCCACCCUAUGGUUCUCGGGUCUGUGCCCAGCUGCACAUGGGCCCGUCCCCUCCUGCCUCAUCUCCAGACCAGGAGCCGGGGGAGGAGGGAGGGACGGCCUGCGUGUGGUCAGGGCGUCAGCAGCCCCCCCCCCGCCCCCUCGGCCCCCCCCCGGGCACUGCAGAGUGGAUGGGGUGGGGCAGAGCCCCUCCAGGUCCUCAUGGCCUCGUGCCCCCGCUCUGUUGGUUGUGUGUGUGCACGUGUAUAUACGUACUUGUGGCUCUUCA
This is a messenger RNA of Mustela lutreola (European mink), 3059 nucleotides long. RefSeq names its product fizzy and cell division cycle 20 related 1 (gene FZR1). Lineage: Eukaryota; Metazoa; Chordata; Mammalia; Carnivora; Mustelidae. The transcript has 15 exons. Gene Ontology annotation, biological process: anaphase-promoting complex-dependent catabolic process; positive regulation of ubiquitin protein ligase activity; positive regulation of anaphase-promoting complex-dependent catabolic process. Gene Ontology annotation, molecular function: ubiquitin ligase activator activity; anaphase-promoting complex binding; protein binding. The record is from RefSeq and is a predicted model, not a curated record. The coding region runs from base 373 to 1863 and encodes 496 amino acids. Gene Ontology annotation, cellular component: anaphase-promoting complex.